AUGGCAGAGCUCGUAGAUGACGCCGGCUACCUAUUGUCACCGGCGGGGAGCAAGCUGUUCGGAAAGUACGAGCUCGGAAAGCAGCUCGGAUGCGGUGCUUUCGCAAAGGUGUACCAUGCCAGGAACUUACGUACGGGACAGAGCGUGGCGAUCAAAGCGGUUAGCAAGCAAAAGGUGUUCAAAGGAGGGCUCACGGCACACAUUGAACGUGAGAUCUCUAUCAUGCGCCAGCUGCGCCACCCUAACAUUGCACGCCUCCAUGAGGUUCUUGCCACAAAGACCAAGAUCUACUUCGUCAUGGAAUUCGCCAAGGGCGGCGAGCUUUUUGCAAAAGUCGCCAAAGGACGAUUCAGCGAAGAUCUAAGCCGUCGAUAUUUCCAGCAACUGAUUGCUGCCGUCGGGUAUUGCCACUCUCGCGGCGUUUUCCACCGCGAUCUGAAGCCAGAGAACUUAUUAUUGGAUGAGAAUUGGGACCUAAAGCUCACCGAUUUUGGACUUAGUGCCGUGACGGGUCAGAUCCGACCCGAUGGCCUCCUGCACACUCUUUGUGGUACGCCGGCGUACGUAGCGCCGGAAAUUCUCAGAAAGAAAGGUUAUGACGGAGCAAAGGUGGAUAUAUGGUCAUGCGGAAUCAUACUUUAUGUGUUGAACGCCGGUUAUUUACCAUUUAACGACCCAAACCUCAUGGUGAUGUACAGGAAAAUUUACAAAGGCGAGUUCCGGUGUCCCAAAUGGACCUCUCCUGAAUUGAACAGAUUUUUGUGUCGACUUCUGGAUACGAAUCCAGAGACGCGUAUCACUGUGGAUGAGAUGACUAAUGAUCCAUGGUUCAAACAAGACUACAAGGAACUUCAAUUCCAGCAGGUUGACCAUGAUUUUGAACUCAAAGAUUGUGCUAAUGGUGAUAAGAAGUACUUGAAUGCUUUUGAUAUUAUCUCAUUAUCGUCUGGUGUUGAUCUGUCCGGGCUGUUCAAUUUUCCCGGUGGGUCGGUUAGUGGUGAACGGUUCAUAUCGGCGGAUUCACCGGAGAGAAUUAUUGAAAGAAUUAAGGAAGUUGUUAAAGGGGAGGGGUUGAAGGUGGUGAGGCAGAAAAUAUUGGGGGUGGGGUUGGAGGGGCGGAGUGGUGAUUUUGUUGGUGUAGUGGAGAUUCACCGGUUAACGGAGAAGCUGGUUAUGGUGGAUAUAAGGAGGAGAGAGGGUGGUGUUUGUGUUGGUGUUGCACCUGGCCGGGAAAUAUGGAAAGAUAAAGUGAGGCCUCAGCUUAGUGGGUUGGUUUACCAACCGGAGAGGGAGGUUGGCGGUAGUUAA
Molecule: messenger RNA, 1308 nt
Organism: Ilex paraguariensis (yerba mate)
Lineage: Eukaryota; Viridiplantae; Streptophyta; Magnoliopsida; Aquifoliales; Aquifoliaceae
Source: the annotation of a GenBank genome assembly